GCACCUUUGUGGGAAAGGGGAACUGCGUUUUGCGAAUCGCGAAGCGAGUAGUUUUGUGCGAGACACGGGUCGUCGGAUUUCCAGUAAAGCUGCCUGGCAGUUCGAUGCCAGCGGAGGACCACGCGGCAGCUCACGAUGGCAGCGUCCGACACAGAAGCGCUGUUCUCCGAAGCGGAGGAGAGGCCAGCGCGUCCCAAUGACGUCAAUGAGCUGCAGAAUGUCGACCAAGAGGGAAACUUAAUGGGACAGAUGGAGGAGUUUCUGGGCCCGCAGGCAGAGUAUGAUGAAGAGGAGGAGGAGAGGAAGUACUACAGGAGGAAAAGGCUAGGUGUCAUCAAGAAUGUUCUGGCAGCCAGUGUUGGAGGCAUGAUAGUGUACAGUGUAUACAUGGGCCUGCUGCAGAUGCAGUUGAUCCUGCACUAUGAUGUGACUUAUAGGGAGGUGAAGUACAGCAACCUGGGCCUGGAGAACAUUGACCGCAAGAUGCUGAUGGGCAUCAAUGUCACACCCAUCAUUGCCCUGCUAUACACUCCUGUCCUCAUCAGGUUUCUUGGAACCAAGUGGAUGAUGUUUCUGGCCUCCGGAAUCUAUGCACUCUUCGUCUCCACCAAUUAUUGGGAGCGGUACUACACUUUGGUCCCAUCAGCUGUGGCCAUUGGUGUAGCCAUUGUGCCGCUCUGGGCUUCUAUGGGGAACUACAUCACCAGGAUGGCGCAGCAGUACUACGAGUAUGUCAACUACAAAGAGGAGCAUGUCCAAGAGCAGAAAAAGCCGCCCAAAGGAGCAUUUCAGUCCUAUGUCAUUGUCUUUCAGUCCAUCUUCUACAUAAUCUUCCACCUGAGUUUUGUGUUUGCGGAGUUCCCCAUGCGCAUCUUCCUCCACGGGUCUCUCCACGAGUACAGCCAUGUCCUCGCCAACGUCCAGCACUGUGGUGCUCAGAUCAGCGGAGUCAUCCCGGGCUUCAACACCACCGUGCUGACCAGGCUGCCGCGCUCCAUGCUGCUCAUCAAGGUCGAGAGUGUCCUCAUGGGCUUUGCCUUCCUGUCCAUGCUCAUUUUCUUGUUGUUGUGUGGUGCGGCAUACCGCCCAACAGAAGAGAUAGACCUGCGCAGUAUUGGCUGGGGUAACAUCUUCCAGCUACCGUUCAAACACCUGAGGGACUAUCGCCUGCGUCUUCUCUGCCCCUUCUUCAUCUACAGUGGCUUGGAAAUGUUCUUUGCCAUUUCUGGACUCUCCUUGUCUUACGGCGUAUGUGUGUUGGGGCUGAAGAAACUCUGGCUCUUGGUUGUCGUCUAUGGCCUCUCCUGCUCCAUCUUCUCCUCCCUCUCUCUGUCCCUCCUACGUCUUCCGCGCUGGGUGGCUCUGCUAGGAGGUGGUGCCGUGCACUUUGUGCUACUUAUAGUUCUUCUGUGUUGGUCUCCGGAACCAAGAUCUCCCCAGUUGGAGGGCCCUCUGUUGGUCCUUUCUAUUCUCUGGGGACUCGGCACGGCUCUCAACAAGACUGGACUCAGCAUUCUGCUCGGUAUGCUGUAUGAAGACAAAGAGCGUCUAGACUUCAUCUACACCAUCUAUCACUGGUGGCAGGCCAUAGCCAUUUUUAUUGUCUACCUUUGGUCAAGACUGCCCAUGAGGGCCAAACUCUCCAUCUUGCUGGGCACUUUACUCCUGGCCUGCUACUGUUAUUUGGAGAUUGAACGCCGCCUGGCUCAGAGAGUGCCCUUCAGACUGCCUCGCAUCCCACGCCCACGGCAUAAGGUCAAAGGAUACCGCUACCUGGAAGAAGACAACUCUGAUGAGUCAGGCUCGGAGAAAAGUGAGGGGGAUGAAGAGGAGGAGGGGCAUGAAGAGCAGGAAGUGGAGGAGUUCGGAGCUGAGAGGAGGGAGGACCAGGGCCAAGACUCAGGAUCGCAGGGAUCUGAUUCACCCAGAUCCAGGAUGGGAAGGGCACGGGGACGCCAGCGGAGACGGGAGGAUGCCCAUGGGGAGAUGGGAGAGGGGCAGAAGCAUAAGGGAAUGUGAGAGAGGAGGAAAAAGGGCAGGGGAUAAAUAAAGCAAGGGGCGUCACCAGGGAGAAAUAGCAAAUAGCUACUGUAUUCUUGAUAAAGAUACGGCACGGUCAAGUGGAAGUUACAUAUGAGUUACAUAAGAAGCACUUAUCUACAAUCAACAUAGUAUCCAAAAAAAUCAAACAUUUGUAUUUUUUGAUUUGUUUUCAGCAAAAAUUUUAAACAACCUUUUUCAAGCACAAAGGUUACAAUAAAUUGAAAUAUUGUGUAUGUAGCGAAUUUGGGGGGCAAAUUAUACAGUGCAUAGACAUAAACUUUUUUUUUUCCACAGCACCUCUCACAAAUGCUCCACGUACUUCACAAUGCUUCACAAAUGUUCAUCUUCCAGAUGAACAGAUUCAACUUUCUGUGAUUUCCUUGCGUGGAUUAUUGAGCAUGCAUAAAGAAAUGGUUUAGAUUAUAUUCUGAAGAUACAAAUGAUAGAAAAUUAAUUUGCCACCUUUGUGCCUCUUGACAAUUAAAGGGUGAGGAUAAUUCUG
Lampris incognitus (smalleye Pacific opah) is the source of this 2545-nucleotide messenger RNA. It is a transcript of the gene unc93b1, whose product is annotated as unc-93 homolog B1, TLR signaling regulator. The transcript has 13 exons. Gene Ontology annotation, cellular component: lysosome; endosome. Gene Ontology annotation, molecular function: Toll-like receptor binding. Gene Ontology annotation, biological process: toll-like receptor signaling pathway; intracellular protein transport; toll-like receptor 3 signaling pathway. Lineage: Eukaryota; Metazoa; Chordata; Actinopteri; Lampriformes; Lampridae. Bases 136 to 2019 code for a protein of 627 amino acids. The record is from RefSeq and is a predicted model, not a curated record.